This is a messenger RNA of Rubroshorea leprosula, 3532 nucleotides long. The record is from the annotation of a GenBank genome assembly. Lineage: Eukaryota; Viridiplantae; Streptophyta; Magnoliopsida; Malvales; Dipterocarpaceae.
UACUCUCUCUCUCUCUCUCUCUCUCUCUCUCUCUCUCUCUCUCUUCUCCCCACUCCCCUCGUCGGUUCCAACGGACCCCCUGUCUCCACCCUCUUUAUUGCCCGCCGUCCUCUCGCUUUCUCGCCUCCCCUUCCGUUUCAACCACCUGCACCUAACUCCUCCUUUCUCUGUUUUCCUUUUUUCCCUUUUUUUUUUUCUGUUGAAGAUCUGGAAGCGCAGUGUCUGAGUUUUACUGUGUUUCCUCUUUAUUGCGCUUGAGAAGAAGGACGGUCGCCGGAGAAGCUAGGGUUUCAAUUUCGGACUGAUUCAUGAUUUUCUUGAAUCUUUCCUCGUUCUUUCUAUCGUGCUUUUUUCCUGGAUUGCCGAUCUACUACUUUUUUCUAGAUUACUUGCCAUUUCUGUCUUUGCUGAAUCGGAGUUAGUUUCGCGGUUUUUUUAACGAGUGUAAAUGGAUGCAUUUCGGAAAAGGAGGAGUAAGAUUGCCGGAGUAGCUCGUCAUCCAAGCUCUACCGAUUUACUUGCAUCGAACUUUCCUGCUUCCCUUAGAGGAAACAGACAGGUUCAGAAACAGAGAAACUUUCUGAAAUUGGCGUCUGAUUCUAGUUCCUGCAGUAGUGAUACCACAGAGGAAGAUUCGUUCAUGGUUGAUUUACGUUGGAGAUCUUCGAGAAAAUCAUUUGCUAUGCCGAUGAAAAAGUUAUUAGCAGAAGAGAUGUCUAAAGAAAAUGAAUCCAGAAGACGGUCGCCAAGUGUUAUUGCAAGAUUGAUGGGCCUUGAUGGUCUGCCACCUCUGCAGUACAGUCAUAAGCAGCAAAAAGGGAGUUUCGAGGAUGGUCAACAGAAAGCUCAAAAGAAUUGCACAUUCUCCAGUCGGCGAUCUUCUAGAAAGAACUCGAAGGAUGAGCAAGAUUUCAAAGAUGUUUUUGAGGUUACAGACUCAAAAAAGGUGGAGAGUACUAGUUACUCCUCACAGGAAACUGGAAAUUCAAAUCAUGCUGAGUCUGAGAUGGCAUUUAUCCGGCACAAGUUCAUGGAUGUUAAACGUUUUUCAACUGAUGAAAACCUUCAGCAUUCAAAGGAAUUUGAUGAUGCUCUUGAGGUUUUAGAUUCCAACAAGGAUCUUCUGCUGAAGUUCCUUCAGCAACCGGAUUCAUUAUUCACAAAGCAUUUGCAUGAUUUGCAAAAUUGUUCUCCUGAAUCCCAUUGUGGUCACAUAUCAGCUAUGAAAUUCUCACAUUCUCCGAACCAUGAAAACAUUAGCUUAGGCCAGAAGUUGUCACACACUUUGAUCAAUGAGAACAGUAGCUUAAGCCAGAGAACAGAUAGAGAAAGUCGUUGGAAGAAUCAUGGUAACUUUCCUCAGAACCAUCAAGCAGAUAUUUUAAGCCACCCUUGUGCUGUUCAAAAUCACCCCAAGACAAGUAAAGUUCGAGUUGAAGAGAAAAAAGAGCUGGCCUCUCUGCCCACAAGGAUUGUUGUUUUGAAACCAAAUCUUGAUAGGUCAUAUAAUGCUGCCAGAAUUUCUUCAUCAGCUAGUCCUUCUCAUCAUCAGCCAUCAGAUUGCAAAACAAACACAGAAAUUGUGGGUUUGAAAAAUAGGGAGGUGGAAGUAUGGGGCAAGAAAAGGGUUUCUGAUGAUUUGGGGAUUUUGAGGCCUAAUUCUUGGGAAUCUAGGGAGAUUGCUAAAGAAAUUGCUAGGAAAAUGAGGAAUACUUCAAGCAAUGGUUCUGUGAAAUUUUCAACCGCUAAGUUGAGAGGAUAUGCAGGGGAUGAGAGUUCAUGUGACAUAUCUGGGAGUGAAUCUGCAAAUGAUUCAGAUGUAACAACAGUGACUUCCAGAGAGAACUCUGACAGGAAUAACCGACAUAGGUCACCAUCAUCCCAUUCUUCCGAAUCACCUGUCAGUAGGGAAGCCAAAAAGAGACUAUCAGAAAGGUGGAAAAUGACAUGCAGGUCUCAAGAGAUAUGUGUGACUAGCAGGGGCAGGACACUUGGUGACAUGCUUGCUAAACCAGACAGGGAAGUAAAGCCAGCAAAAUUUAGUGGCAUGAUUGAGGAAGGCAGCCAUAGGUUUGGUAGUGAUGAUGGAUCAUGGUUGUGUGGUGAACCUUUGGGUAUUAGCAGUAGGGAUGGAUGGAAGGAUGAAUGUCUUAGUAAGCUAUCAAGAUCAAGAUCUCUUCCGGCUUCUGCUGAUUUUGGAAAUCCUGGAACAAGUUUGCACCGGGGGAUUUUUUGUGGUGACAAAUAUGUGGUGCCAAGGGAUGGUAGAAAUCGUGACAGAAACAAGGCAGUAAAAGGGAACUUCAGUCUGAGGGAAGGUUCCCUGUCUAAGAACUCAAGGGCUGGUGUAAAGAAAUCUCAAUUUCUGAGUACUGAUAAUAAUGAGAAGAAUGACACUCCACCUGAAGUUGAUUUACCUUCUUUUAUGGUGGAGAGUAAUUUAGAGGAGGAUGGGCAACCUGCACAAAAUCCUGUGGUUUCAGAAGCAUCUACUAGUACUGUUACAGUAACAAGUUCCUUUCAUGAAAAUGAGGAGAAUGUCAACAAUCAGAAUAUGGCUGCACUUUCUGAACCUAUUCAUCUUGAAUUAUCAGCUUCUUCAUCAGUAAACGGUGACUUUUCUACUGGGGACCUUGAUACUCUGGCCUCUCAGGAUAUAUUGGAUGGGCUACAUGAGGGAGCCCCAUCGCAUCACCCUGAACCCCAAUUACAAUCUCAUACAAGUUCCAGGGAGGCAGAUCAGCCUAGUCCGGUUUCAGUUAUAGAAGCUCCUUUUGUAGAUGAUUUAUCUUCUGGUUCCGAAUGCUUUGAGAGUCUAAGUGCUGAUCUCCAUGGGCUUCGAACACAACUUAAACUACUGAAAUUGGAAUCUGAGGCAUAUGCAGAAGGAUCUAUGCUUGUUUCAAGUGAUGAUGAUGCUGACGAAGUUUCUAGUCGGUUUGCGUAUGACAGGGGAAUAUUAAGGGCUGAAGAGAACUUGGAGUCUUCAUACAUAACUGAUGUCUUAAUUGAUUCUGGAAUCAGUGGUACUGAUCCUGAUACAUUCAUGGUGGCAUGGUACUCACCAGAUUGCCCUGUGAAUCCCUUUCUAUUUGAAGAACUUGAGAAAAAGUAUUGUAAUCUGACUUCAUGGUCAAGGGCUGAAAGGAAGCUGAUAUUUGACCGUCUAAACUCAAAGCUUCUGGAGAUGAACCAGCAAAUUGCCGAUCAACAUCCAUGGGUGAAGCCUGCAAGAAGAAUUCAUCCAAACUUGAACAAACGAGGGCUCGAGGACAGCCUCUGCAAGUUGCUUGUAGGCCAAGAUAAGAAAGUGAAAAAGGAUGCAACGGAUAAGGUGCUUGGAAGUGAAUCAGAAUGGUUAGAGUUGGGACAUGACAUUGAUGAUAUAGGUAGAGAAAUCGAGCGGUUAUUAAUAGAUGAAUUAGUUGCAGAGGUAGCAGCUAUGUAAUGACUUAGAAAGAUGAGAUAUAUGCAUAUAUGAAUAUAUGAAAUUAUCCAUUUAUGAAAGUAUGAAUAAGAUUGAAAUCUUUUA